Naegleria lovaniensis is the source of this 1743-nucleotide messenger RNA. RefSeq lists its product as uncharacterized. The coding region runs from base 1 to 1743 and encodes 580 amino acids. Lineage: Eukaryota; Heterolobosea; Eutetramitea; Acrasida; Naegleriidae. The record is from RefSeq and is a predicted model, not a curated record. The transcript has a single exon.
AUGCAUCAACAAGGUACAUCAAACCACUCACGACUGCUAACAUCUUCCAAGUUGCCAAUGGCUUCUCCUCUCAGUUCCGAUAUGAGCUUCUCAUCGGGGCAACAACUACAACACUUGCAACCUUCCCCAAUACGACCUCCUCAACAACAACAACACAUAGUAUCUCCUUCAUCAUCAUUUCAAGGUUUAGGAGGCAAGCCUUUAUUGAAUCCGAUUGGUACAUCAUCGUUGGGUCUCUCUCCCUCCUCUUCCCUCUCUUCCUCUCAUCAUCCGUUACAUUUCCAUGGCAAUGGUGUCAAUAACCAAAACAAUAAUCAAGCACUUUCAUUGGAAGGUAAACACAACACUCCAUCAUCGUUUGGUAAAUUUAUUAAUUUCUCUCAAUUAUCAACAAAGAAGCAACUGACUAACAGUAAUACCUCGAGCCUUAAUAAUAGCUUGGCCAAUUUCAACAACGAUCGAUACAACCACAACAGCAACAUAUUUGAAGAUUCAGCAAGUCGGAUGAGCAAUCAAACACCAGAGUUAUUCUCAAGUCAUCACGACGAUGAAGAUCACCAUAGCGAAGAUAAUGACGAUCAUCACUCAAUCUACGACCAUCACAGCGUAGUGAGUCCAAAAGCAUCUUCAACUACUGGUUCAGCAGUGAAAUCAAAAUUAAAAUUCUCUGAAUUGGGUUCCAAGAUUUCUGCCAUUGAUGAAUCCAUGAUGCAACAGGAAAAGGUGAGAAAAAAACGACAACAACAAAUGCAAGGGCUCGAACAGAAAAUUGAGCUCACUAACAGUAAUCUCUCACAGGUUGAGAACAGAACAAUGUCACUGGAAGCAGCUCUAGAAAAAAUAGAGACUCUCUUUUAUCAAGAGCAAGGUGUGAGAAAUUUAUCUGAAAAGAACAUCAUUUCGUUGAUGGAAGAAAAAUUUAAUCAACUUGCCAUCAAAAUCAACCAAGAGCGUGAGCAGCGCAUACUGGAAGAUGAAUCGAAUAGGAAACGUAUCAAAGCUUUGGAGGAAGGGGUGACAGCCAUAAAUCUGUCACUAGAUAGCUUGUCACAAGAGCUUUCAUCACAAAACUCUCAAUUAUCUCUUUUGGCUGCCAAUUUCAACAGCUUCACAAAUCAAUACAAGCAGGACCGAAAACAACUAAUAGAUCAAAGACAACUCGAAUCAAAAGAAAUACAAUUACAAUUUGGAGACGUCAAGCAAAAGAUCGCCAACAUGGAGAGCGAAAUGCACAAACAAGAUACCUUCAUAAUGAAUCAACUGAAUGCCAAUGUUCAUGACUUGUCACAAGAAUUGUCUCGAUUACGAGCCGAGGUUGAUAACAAGACGAAAACCUCUGUGGAACCAAUGAUGGCUCAAAUCCAACAGUUAUUCUCCACACUCGAAUCCAACAAGACACAAUUCACAUUACAGAUUGGAACUUUGCAACAACAGCUAGCCUCACAAAAAUCUGAAAUAUUGUCUGAAUACAUGAACCCUAAAUUUGAAAGGGUGGAAAAAGCAAUCCUCCUCAAUGACAAGACACAAACCAAACAUGUGUUUGACCUGAAAGCUGAUGUUGAAAAGAAAAACGAAAUGCUGGAAAGUGCCAUUACGAAACUGAAAGAAAUGUUAACACAUGAAGAGUCGCAACGCCUCGAAAGUGAAAACAACCUUCUCCAAUUGUUGAGUAAGACCAUGAAACGAAUUCAAAACGGUAUUGAGAGCACGACAUCCGACACUGUGUUUACACCAUCCUUUUAA